Molecule: messenger RNA, 1821 nt
Organism: Closterium sp. NIES-65
Lineage: Eukaryota; Viridiplantae; Streptophyta; Zygnematophyceae; Desmidiales; Closteriaceae
Source: the annotation of a GenBank genome assembly
AUGGUGGGGUCUAUCAUGUAUCCGGUCUCUUGCACGCGCGUCGACAUGGCAUACGCAGCUAGCUAUCUUGGGCAACAAGUGCAGCAGCAAGGGGAGAGAAAAUGGAGAGAGAUGAGGAGGACUAUCGACUACCUACUGCAACAUGAAGAUGAGGGGCUGUUAUUUGAAAGAAGUGAGGAAACCCUGGAGUUAGUGGGCUUGCUGCAGAACAAUCGCAUUGGCGGCACCAUUCCAGACUCCAUCACCAACAUCGUAGAGCUGAUGUACCUCUAUGUUGACUACACGGACAUGCAAGGGAGCUUGCCAGAGACCCUUGCAACAAUGACCACGAUCGAAGUCCUGCGGUAUGACGGGCAGCUCAUGUCGUGCCCCACAGGGCCCUGCACCGUGGUCGCUGUCAACACCACGCUCUUCUGCACUGACUGCUCCGCCUUCUGCUCCUCCUGCAGCGCCACCAUUGCGCCACCCUCCAGUCCAGCCCCAGUUAGCCCCCCCCCCGCCCCUCCUUCCUCCCCCUCGCCUCCUGCCCCUUCCCCUUCCCCCCCGUCCGCGGAGGGGGGAGGGGGGGUGUCGACAGGGGUGGUGGUGGGGGUGGUAGUGGGAGCAGUGGUGCUGUUGCUGGGAGUGGUGCUUGUAGCGGUGUACUUGUAUCGGAGGCGAAGCAAAGCAAGAGAAGCAGCUAAUCAAGGUGAGGCAGAGAGGAAGGUGGGACAAGGUGGAGCAGAGAGGAAGGUGAGGCAAGGUGGGGCAGAGAGGAAGGUGAGGCAAGGUGGGGCAGAGAGGAAGCGGCAGCAGCAGCGUGCAUAUCAUGGCUGGCGUGUGAUCAAUCCUGCGGCGUUUAAUGAUUCCCUUCCCCACCCGGCAACCCACCUCCCCUCCUCCAAGCAGCAGCAGCGGCGGGGAUAUCAGGGGGCGGGCAGUGCCAGCGUUAUUCCUUGGCGGACGUGCAGCGGGCGACCAACAACUGGGCCAAGGCCAACCGCGUUGGCAGCAGCGGCACUGUCCUCUCCUCUCUCUCCCACCCACCUUUCCCCCUCUCGCCCUACUUCCUUCUUUUCCCCACCACAGAUCAACGAGAUGGCUUCAAAGCACCACCCCAACCUCGUCCGUCUGCUGGGUUACUGCAUCGACGUGGACAAGGCAGCUGAGAGCACGGAGCAAAUACUCAUGUACGAGUUUAUGGAUAACGGAGACCUCGAGCGGUGGAUUGGACCAGGUGUUGAGAUGCCGCUGACCUUGCGGCAACGUUUUCACGUGCUCAUCGGGGUGGCUCAGGGCCUGCAGUACCUCCACAGCUUCAAUAUUGUUCACCGCGAUAUUAAACCCGCUAACAUCCUGCUCGACAAGAAGAUGCAGGUAGGAACUUGGGGCUUCGGAGUGGUGAUGCUGACAGUCAUUACUGCCCGCAAGGCUCUGGACUCUCUGGACGACAACCAAGUCAACCUCAAGAAAUGGGUGGAGCCAUUGUUGGAGGCCGGGGAUGCAGAUACCAUCAAGGACCCGCGUCUGGACGCUCCCAACGACGUGAUCCUCAAGCUCGCCCGCUUCGCCCUCUCCUGCACCGCCACGCCCGUGGCCACCCGCCCCUCCAUGGCUCGCAUUCUCUCCGACCUCAUCGCCAUGAAAGAGGAGUUCCUCGGUGCUGACGUGGAUCCUGUGCUGGUGAAUAUUGAUAGUGACUUGGCGGAUCGCAAGGCGUCAAACUUCUCGCAGGAGAUUCGUCGGGCGCAUGAGGUGGCGUCGGAGCGUGAAGGGGUGUCGGGUUUGAGCAUUGGGAUGGUGUCAAUUGGGGAGAUGGAUUCCUCUGAUAACGGUGUAUGA